Molecule: messenger RNA, 1801 nt
Organism: Molossus molossus (Pallas's mastiff bat)
Lineage: Eukaryota; Metazoa; Chordata; Mammalia; Chiroptera; Molossidae
Gene: SLC13A1
Product: solute carrier family 13 member 1
Exons: 15
Coding region: 14-1801 (595 amino acids)
Biological process (GO): monoatomic anion transmembrane transport
Cellular component (GO): membrane
Molecular function (GO): sodium:sulfate symporter activity
Source: RefSeq, a predicted model, not a curated record
CCCGCUCAGCACCAUGAAAGUCCUCAGUUAUAUUUUUGUUUAUCGCCGGUUGCUCCUCAUAGUUUUCACUCCAUUGAUUUUACUGCCCCUGCCCAUCAUCCUCCACACCAAGGAAGCAGAAUGUGCCUACACACUCAUUGUUAUCGCUGUGUUUUGGCUUACAGAAGCUCUGCCUCUGUCUGUAACAGCUUUGCUACCUGGUCUAAUGUUCCCAUUGUUUGGAAUCAUGUCCUCUAAGCAGGUGGCAUCUUCUUAUUUCAAAGAUUUUCACCUACUACUAAUUGGCGUCAUCUGUUUAGCAACAUCAAUAGAAAAAUGGAAUUUGCAUAAAAGGAUUGCUCUGAAAAUGGUGCUGAUUGUGGGUGUGAACCCAGCAUGGCUGACAUUGGGGUUCAUGUGUAGUACCGCCUUCUUAUCAAUGUGGCUUAGCAACACCUCAACUGCUGCCAUGGUAAUGCCCAUCGUGGAGGCUGUGGCACAGCAGAUCAUCAGUGCUGGAGCCCAGGUCAAGGCUACUCAGAUGACUUAUUUCGGUGGAUCAACCAAUCAUGGUCUGGAAAUCGAAGAAUGUGUUGAUGGACAUGAAACAAAUGAGAAGAAAGAGAAAACAACACCAGUUUCAGGACACAACAAUGAUGCAGAGAAUAUUUCAAACAAUGUGGAGUUGGAAAAGAAUCCAGUCACAGGAAACACAUAUCCAACAAAGAAGGACCACAUGAUGUGUAAGCUUAUGUGCUUGUGCAUUACUUACUCUUCUACCAUUGGUGGGCUGACAACAAUCACUGGUACCUCCACCAACUUGAUUUUCGCUGAGCAUUUCAACGCGCGCUACCCUAAAUGUCGAUGCAUCAACUUUGGAUCGUGGUUUUUGCUUUCCUUCCCAGCUGCUGUUAUUAUUCUAUUCUUGUCCUGGAUCUGGCUUCAGUGGCUUUUCCUAGGAUUUGAUUUUAAGGAGAUGUUUAAAUGUGGAAAGACCAAGACAGAUGAACAAAAGGCUUAUGCUGAUGUGAUUAAACAAGAAUACAAAAAACUUGGGCCAAUAAGGUAUCAGGAAAUUAUCACCUUGGUCCUCUUUUUUAUAAUGGCCCUGCUGUGGUUUAGCCGAGAGCCUGGGUUUGUUACCGGUUGGUCUGAACUUUUUUCCAAGUAUUCUGGUUUUGCUACAGACUCAACCGUUGCCUUACUUAUAGGACUCCUAUUCUUUCUUAUCCCUGCUCAGAAACUGACAAAAACUACACCUACAGGAGAAAUUGUUGCUUUUGAUUACUCUCCGCUGAUUACUUGGAAAGAAUUCCAGUCAGUCAUGCCCUGGGAUAUAGCCAUUCUCGUUGGUGGAGGGUUUGCCUUGGCAGAUGGCUGUGUGGAGUCAGGACUCUCUCUGUGGAUAGGAAAUAAAUUAUCUCCUCUAGGAUCAUUACCAGAAUGGCUAAUCAUUCUGAUAUCUUCUUUGCUCGUCACAUCUUUAACAGAGGUAGCCAGCAAUGCAGCUACCAUUACUCUCCUUCUCCCAAUAUUAUCUCCAUUGGCUGAAGCCAUUCAUUUGAACCCUCUUUAUAUUUUGAUACCUUCUACUCUGUGUACUUCAUUUGCAUUCCUACUACCAGUAGCAAAUCCAUCCAAUGCUAUUGUUUUUUCAUAUGGCCAUCUAAAAGUUAUGGACAUGGUUAAAGCUGGACUUGGUGUUAAUAUUGUGGGUGUUGCUGUGGUGAUGCUUGGCACGUUCACCUGGAUGGUGCCCCUGUUUGACCUCCACACUUACCCUGCUUGGGCUCCUGUAGCUAGUAAUGGGACCACUCCAUGA